GUCAACCUCUUCGGUUCCUCGUCUAGUAACACUCCUACCUCAGCCAGUUCUCCGAAUGUCCUAGAAGGGCAGGCAGCCACAACACCUCCCUCUAGCCUUGGGUCCUCCCGCCCAUCUCUCUCGAAGCCCUCUGUAGAGAUUCCGAAGCCGCGGUCGGAUGAGGAGUCUCCAGAAGUCUACCUGCAGCGCCUCGUUGAGGCGGUGAGCAAGACGGAGGUGGCCUCUAUACUGGCUUCAAGCUCCGAUGCAUUCCAUGCUCGCGCGCUUCGUGUAUACAUUGAGCGUUUCAACUUCGUGGGGGACCCGCUCGAUGUUGCGUUGCGGAAGCUGCUCAUGGACGUUGGUCUACCCCGCGAGACGCAGCAAAUUGACCGUGUUAUGGAGGCCUUUGCUGCACGUUACGUUCAGUGUAAUCCUAACUUAUUCUCAUCAGACGACCAUCCGUAUAUCCUAGCAUUCAGUCUAAUUAUGUUACACACCGACGCCUUUAACAAGUCUAAUAAGCGCAAGAUGACGAAGCCGGACUACAUCAAGAAUACUCGUCUCCCCGGCGUAGCUCCUGAGGUUCUCGAUUGCUUUUACGAUAAUAUCGUCUUCGCGCCCUUCAUUUUCAUCGAGGAUCCUUUGGAUGUCAACGGUCAGCGCGGCCUGGUGCCUGAAGCGGUGUCCCGCAGGAUGUCCACCAUCGGGGCGCCUUCCCCCGGCGGCCUAAACAGCGGCUCAGGUUCAGCCCUGCUCGGAAAAAACAACAGGAUUGAUCCUUACUACCUCAUCACUAGGAAUCUCCUCGACGACCUCCGGAUAGACGUUCAUUCGCAUAUACCCCCAGAGAGCCCGUACUUCUAUCAGGGAACCGCAGGUCCGUGGGAUGAAGACGAACUGCAGCGUGCCUUCGCCCUCGCUAGCGUUGUGGAGGUGGCCGCGAUCGAAAAUCGAUACCACGCUUCGCCCUGGUUCAGCCUUAGCGUGACGGGUGGGCCGGGUCCGAUGUUCCAAAGCUCACUCGGCUCUAUGCCUGUGCUCACCCCCAGCGGAGGCGGCGUAUGGGUCAUCAAGGUGACGAAGGUGGGACUCAUGCUCCGGAAGGAGGACAUCGUCGAGGGCGGCCGACGCGCCAUGACACGCAAGUGGCGGGAGUGGUGUGUUCUCCUGACCGGCUCUCAGUUGUUGUUCUUUCGGGACUCUACUUGGGCAAACGGUCUUCAAACGCAGCUCGGGCAGUCCGACGGGCAGGUUGUCCUUCAGCAGACGUCCUUACCUCAGCCCGAUGAGAUGCUUUCUGUGCGCGACGCUAUCGCGGUCUUCGACAAGUCUUACACGAAGUACCCGAACACGCUGCGCCUCGUCAUGCCGGACGGCCGCCAGUUCCUCCUUCAAUCGCAAGAUGAAAAGGAGAUGAACGAGUGGAUCGCGCGUAUCAAUUACGCCAGCGCGUUCAAGACUGCCGGCGUGCGCAUGCGGGCGCUGGGUCUGUCGGGCAGGGACAUCGAGCUCACGGGUAUCGCUGCUGCGGCCUCGCAUCUCAAGGACCUGAAACACAACUUGGGGUCGGCGCCCUCGCCAAUCAUCCGCACUUGGAAUGGCAGGUCGUCGGAGGACCUCGAUAUUGUCUCACGAGCUGCUGCCGAGUCCGACCCGACAUUGCCUUCCCCGCCCCCGGAAGGGUUGCGGGCGCGCGGGGGUUCGGUGGGCUCGGUGGGCUCGAUGGGGUCCGAUCCGACCACGCCUCCGUACGAGAACUCGUCGCGUCUGUUCAAGGCGACCUUCGACGAGGUCAAGACGGAGCUCGCCGCCGGCCCUCUGCACCUGUCUGACGACACGAGCAUCCGUUUCGGCGGGCGCAAGCGCGCGUACAGCCUGGAGUCCACGCUAGGCUCCCCACAACCGGGCGGACGUACGAGCGGCGAGCCGAAGACGCGGAUGUCGUCACGGCCUGCGAUCAUCAGGACGAAGGUGGCGGAGCUGAACGCGAAGAUUGCGCUCGCCCGCACGCAGCUCGACACGGACAUGCGCUUCGUGCGCAAUCUCGCGGUGCUCACGCCCUUUCAGCGCGCGACGCGCGACCGGCUGCAGGGCGCGGUGACGAACGUGGCGAAGCGCGUGAUGCAGGUGCGCCUUGACAUUGAGAAGCUCGUUUGUUACCGCGACGUGCUUGCGGCGGACCUCGCGGCGGAGGAGCGCGACUGGGAGCGCACAAAGCGCAUCGCGAUGCAGGCUGCGACGCAGAAGCUCGCAAACGCGCUGCGACAGCGCAUCGAGCGCGAUGCUCUGCGUCCACAGGCUAUGACGCUGUCGGUCUACGUCGACCAGACUGAGCCUGCGCCAGCGUCGGCCCCGAUGGCGAUCCCAAGGACCGGGCACGCGUCCGCGCACUCGCAUGGCCAAGAGUCAUCUAUCGCAGACUCGUUCCACUCGGCGCGGUCGAGCGGGUGGCAUUCCAGGCAACGCAGCGCGACCGUGGCGUUCGAGUCCCCGCGCACGUUCGACUCGCCUGCGGGCGUCGGGAGCUCCGCGACGUCGGACGGGUCGUUCCCGUUCCCGGAGUCACCAGAACGGCCGCGGCCGCGUGCGACGCCCCUUACCGCGCAGGACUCGCUCGAGAGCACGACGAGCACGGACGGGGGCGGGGGCGCGCACGAGAAGUUCUACACCGCGCCGGAGAUGCCGGAGGAGCAGGCGGAGGAGUGGCACAAGACGCGCGCGGCGAAGCGGGUGUCGCUCGUGAAGCUCCCGUCGGACCUCCGGAUCUCGGUCCUGUUUGGGCAGAAGCAGCAGGCGCGCGGAGCGGGGCCCGGGGAGGCCCCGGACGUCGUCGCGGAGGAGUCGGGGACGUCGACGACGCCGACGAGUCCCGCGGCUCGGCAACGCGGCAGCGGGAGCCCGUACGAGCAGCAGCCGAGCGCGACGGUGGCCAUGUUCGACUUGUAG
This is a messenger RNA of Trametes versicolor FP-101664 SS1, 2928 nucleotides long. RefSeq lists its product as uncharacterized. Gene Ontology annotation, biological process: regulation of ARF protein signal transduction. Gene Ontology annotation, molecular function: guanyl-nucleotide exchange factor activity. The record is from RefSeq and is a predicted model, not a curated record. The annotation marks the transcript as partial. The transcript has 7 exons. NCBI's taxonomy places the organism in Eukaryota, Fungi, Basidiomycota, Agaricomycetes, Polyporales, Polyporaceae.